Molecule: messenger RNA, 1627 nt
Organism: Culex quinquefasciatus (southern house mosquito)
Lineage: Eukaryota; Metazoa; Arthropoda; Insecta; Diptera; Culicidae
Exons: 4
Coding region: 26-1561 (511 amino acids)
Source: RefSeq, a predicted model, not a curated record
CGAAAUCUCGUCUGAUCUAGUUCUGAUGGCGUUGCAAGGCCAGAUGAUGAUUUUGCUGAGUCCCGAAGAAACGUGGACGCCGUACGGCCCUGCCAGCGUACCUUACGACCCCAGCAUUAAUCCUCCGUACGUCUUCCAACCAAACGCAAACGAAACCUCAACUAACGCAGAAGAGUCUAGUGAAGAUCACAUUGCCGGCGCGUCAUCAUCAAACGGUGAAAUUGAAAUACUCAUCGAAGAAAAUCCUGUCAAGACCCCACUGUCCCCUAUCAACGAUUUGCGUGACGAUCAGGGUGAUGCAUCUGUUGACGGGGAGAACCAAUCACCAAAUGUGCAACAUAAACGACCUGCUGAUCCGAUAACUGUUGAGAAGAGGAAGCGUAGGGCAACAAAUGACAUGAAAUUUCAGUCCUUUCAAAUAAACUGGAGCAAAGUUAGCGACCGCUUGAUGCAGCAGCUCGAUCUCUUCCAAAGUGCAUGUAACAUCAGCCCAAAACAACCCGUUCCACGAGAGAAGCGGGUCACCAACGAGGAUUUGAAUGAACUCGUGGCAGUAGUAGUAGAUCAACUGCGUACAAUUGACAAAGCCGUAUCGGCUGGAAUAAUGGACACAGUGGCGAAACAAAUUACGGCGAGAUAUCCCUGUCUAGACUUCUCCGACGAUGACGGGUUUAAGGAUGGGAAAGGUUUCGUUGCCAUUAAGUUGAAGCUGAUCCACCGGAACUCAUAUAAGAACCGAUUCAAAGAAGAGGGUGAAGCCACCCAAUCGCGAUCACAAAAGGCAAAGUUGCGCCACGUACAGAGCGGUACCCUUCAAGAAUACUGGCAAACCACGUCCCAAGAUUGCCCUACCAGCGUGAAAUCAGUUCUGCAGAGAGAUGAACCCGACCAGUUGACGAACGACUUUCUGAUAGAAUCCCAACCAUACGUGAGAUUUUUGUUUGAUAAUGAAGAGCUGGAUGAACUGCUCUCCCGAUUCUCAGUCCUACGAAGAACCGUUUUGCUCAAUUAUCAUUUUGAAAAAGCAACUGGUGUAAACAUAUCCGACUUGAGCAAAUACUUUCUGGCCAAAAAACGCAAGAUUAUUGAUUACUCGCGAAAAUCAAAGAAGCAAACCCUCGGAGAGGAGGCCUCAACUUUAGAAAUUCUCGAUUUUUUGGCACAUCUUGUCAACGAAAAGCUCGAGAAUCUGAUCAUUCAAAAAGAGAUGGGCACAAACAUUUCGGCGAUCAAAACAGACGUAACUGGACCUAUUCUUGUCUGUAUUGACAUGGGCGAUGACAACUGUAUGUAUUACGUCUACGCUGAGAAAACACGUCUGACCGAGGGAACUCCCUGCAUCCUUGGUGCCGUCGAAAACUUGAUGACCGUGUAUUAUGUACAUAAUUUUAUGUAUGUAGAACGCUGCUCUAAAAUUCUUGAAUUGAUUCAAGAAUACUUUCUUAAAAUACUGCCAGCCACGGGCUCCAAAAGUCAGGCGACCAGAGUAGGUGGAAGGCAACGGCUUGUUAAGCGAGUGAUUCUUGCACUCUCUGCUCAUGAAGUGGAAGUUCCCGAAUAGCAUAGCUAGUAACUGAUAUUUGUUAUAUUUUGAUAAUACAAAAAUAAUGCUUAGUUCAUAAGUGAG